Messenger RNA from Monopterus albus (swamp eel), 2743 nucleotides. It is a transcript of the gene vstm4b, whose product is annotated as V-set and transmembrane domain containing 4b. Bases 53 to 1024 code for a protein of 323 amino acids. The record is from RefSeq and is a predicted model, not a curated record. Gene Ontology annotation, cellular component: membrane. NCBI's taxonomy places the organism in Eukaryota, Metazoa, Chordata, Actinopteri, Synbranchiformes, Synbranchidae. The transcript has 8 exons.
UGCUUUUCUUCAGCAUUUAACCGAACGUUUAUGGAGGCUGCAGCCGUGAAAAAUGAAGAUCUCUUCUGUGUUCUUGGCUCUCCUGAUCCGAGCACUGUUUGGAGAUUUGUGUUUAGCAAUCAAUGUCACCAUCAUCCCUUACCCCUUCAUAGUGGCCCAGGAGGGUCAAAAUAUCACACUCUCCUGUGUUGUGUCCCAGCGGCGCCGAAAUACGGCUUUACCAGUGGUGAAAUGGACCUUCCUACCAGCAGGUACAGACCGGCCGGAAGACGAACUCCUCAUUGCCCGCAUCAACAUGAGAAAGGCCCGUUUCUAUGGUAACUACUCAAAGAGUUUCCCGUGGCCCAAACUGAAGCUGACGGUGGUGAAGCAGGGGAAGCUCUUUGACCUAUUGAUCUUGAAUGUGUCUGAGGGGGACCAGGGCCUCUACAUGUGCCGGGUGCAGGAGUUUAAAAAGCACCAGGACCGCUGGAAGGCUGCGUCCAACUCCACCGCUGCUACUGAGCUCAGAGUGCAUGUCCUACCAGCCACCAAGGCCAAAGAAAGCCUGUGGAGCUUGUUUGAAGAUGUGUACCUGUGUGCAGUGCUGAUCUGUUCAGUGGGCCUGCUGUGCAUGUGUAUGUUCACAGUGACGGUAACCUGCCAGUACAUACAGAGGAAGCAGAGAUUAAAAGAUAAUUACCACUUGGUCAAAAGUCCACAGAACAGCUCAGGAGAGACAGUCACCAGUGUGGUCAGUGUGUCUCCUGCUUUGCCUAAAAAGGAGAGGAGGUACAGGAAGAAAAGGAGCAGAGACUACCAAGAGGAGACACCACCAGAGAUACCAGCAAAAGCUCCCAUUCGAGACAAAACACGGAAACCCAAACUUUUAAAACCACAACCAAGGAAAAUAGUGUUGCCAAAGAUAGUGGAGGAGAAUCUGACCUAUGCAGAGUUGGAUCUGGUGAAGCCAAUUCCAGAGACCAAGGCGUCAUGUAGUGGCACCGUGUAUGCUCAGAUACUGUUUGAAGAGCAGCAGCUAUGAGAGAAAUACAAACACCACUUCUAACUGUGCCUCAUGUAAAAAGUAUUGUCUAUUUAUAGCCUGUAUUGGUUUGUAUUCAAAUGGAUUUUGAAGGGCAACAUGUGUAAUGCCUCAAAGUAAUGAAAACAUUGUACAUACUAUUUUUUUGUUGUUGUUUUUGUUUUUUGAUGUAACUUCCUGAAGUACUAUUUUUAUUUUGCACCCAUGUAAGAAUCCUGUGUAGCUUUGACUGGGAGCACAGUAGAAGAAUAUGGCACUGAUUUAGAUCAGAUUAGUCCAUGAUAACAACUGGAAGAGAGAUCAGAGUUUGAAAGUUGCAGGCUAGCCUGAGCCUCAGCAAUUAUAUCCAACAUGUUUCAUAUGGUAUUUGCGACCAGAUAUCAGCAGGUUGAAGUCCUGUGAUGUGUGGUCAUCACAAUCAAUGACCAUUGAGUUUACUCUGACACUGUUUUGUUCCCAUCUAAUAAGAUUUGCUGCUAAAUAACUUUUGUCAACAUGUGUUUGUUUAUGGUCUUUUGUAAAGGAAUACUUUCACAUUUUGGGAAAUAUGCUGUUAGCUAAUUUACAGUUUACCAUGCUGUAACGUUAGCUAGAUUCAGGUGAGCCAUUUUUAUUUAGCUAGCUGGCUAGCCUGGCCUAGGGGGAGUUAUGUGCUGAAAUAAAUAAUGUGAAGAUACUGUACAUCACACUGUGUUAAAUGUUGGAAUGGGGGCGCCUUUUUGGAUGUUAAUGCUAUAUUUACCUGCAUACAUUCUUGUUUUGUUUGGCUAAAAAGUUGCUUAAAUUGUUUAGACCUCACUUUGCUGACAACUGAUAACCUUAGUUGACUGUAUGUCCAUGCAAAUUCUCAGUCUUCCAGGUCAUAGUAAGCUGAAAAAACUUAGAACAAUCAACUGGACUAGGUUUUUUUUAGGUCGAAGAUGUUUCUCCUCUCAUCUAAGUUGACUGUAGCUAGCCUGAAAGAGACCUAGACAUCCCAUGUUUGAGAGCAACAGACUGAAAAAUGACUGCACACUGAUCUCAGCCCACAGUUCAAGAAUUUACACUAGCUAGCAGCUACAGACACAAACACUGCAGAUGAAUCAAUUUCUGUCCUGACUAUGCUCAAAGUCAACACUAAAGAGGAUGUUUGGAUGUAGUAGAAGCAUUCGCUACUGUAUGUAGCUGUAUGGGAUGUUGUUUUUUUUUUUUUAUUAACUUAUAGAUGUAUGUGGUGUAUAUCUGUGAUUGAUAAUGAGCGUGAUGCUCCAAACAUGGCACAUUUACCCAAAAUUUAAGACGGUGUGAUGUCAACUUUACAUUCUUCAUAUGAAUAGCAUAAAUCUGUCUACCUGGAAUUUUUAUGCAACAUCUCCAUUGGUUGCCUGUCAACCUCAGAAUGAAGAUAUGAUUGUUCUUAGUUACAGCACCUCCCUGUAAACCAGAAUCACUUUUAAAUGUCUUUUUAUAUGUGGAUUAAACAAAAAAAAUUAAGGUAUUUUGAAAUAGAAAGCCAAGCUAAUUAAUAAAAAAAAUUUAACUACCAGACUGGCUUCCAUAAACUGCCAGUCAGCAUAGGCUACCAACUGUUCAAACAUUAGCUGCUAGCUAGCAAUGUGUGCAACAGCUAUGUGUGUAAGAGUGCACUGGUGUACAUAUUUGUGUUUGGCCUUUCAGAAUCAGAAUCAACGUUAUUGGCCAAGUAUGUUAAACAGGAAUUUGACUCUGAUACAGGGGCUC